CAGUGGCGCUCGAAGCGGCAGAGGCAGAGCUCCUUAGAACCGUCCUUCUGUCGCUGCUCCGUCGGGACAAGGCACUCUCAGCCCAGGAAGCUUUGAGGGCUUCCCUCCAGGACCAUGCGCGGCUCCGAGCUCUCGCUCUUGGUGUUGGCUCUGGUCCUUUGCCAGGCGCCCCUGGGGCCAGCUGCCCCGGUGUCGACAGGCGCAGGUGGAGGCGCCGUCCUGGCCAAGAUGUAUCCUCGCGGCAGCCACUGGGCUGUGGGACAUUUAAUGGGGAAAAAGAGCACAGAUGAAUCCCCGUCCCUGCAUGUGGCUGACAGAGAUGGCCUGAAGGAGCAGCUGAGGGGACACAUCCGCUGGGAAGAAGCUGCAAAGAAUCUGCUGGGCCUCCUAGAAGCCGUGGGGAACAGAAGCCUCCAGCCACCUCAGCGGCAGCCUCUGGGCAGUCUCCAGCCUACUUGGGAUCCUGAGGAUGGCAGCUACUUUAAUGAUGUUCAAAAUGCUCAGUCUGUAGACUCUCUGCUCCAGGUUCUCAAGGGGAAGGAAGGAACUGCCAGCUGAAGGGAUGAUGACAAGGACGGCAUCCAAGGAGCAAAACAAAACCCCUCAGAGACUGCCUUCUGCAAACAUCGACUCCACUGGACCGCCAGCAAAAUUUCUUUUGUGCGAUAUACUUAACUGCUCUCGUUAUUAUCUUUCAACCGCAACUAAACUCACGAUUUUCGAGCAGCGCCUUCUGGUUCACCUGUUUCUGUGAAGCACUACCUAGAAAGAGCUUCGCAACGAACGCUUUUUCUAGCUAGGCUUUUCGCUGAUUGGAUUCAGAGCUCCAAUCUGCUACCAUUCACAAUAAAAAGCUUCUGUAAUCACGCUGUCCCAA
Messenger RNA from Apodemus sylvaticus (European woodmouse), 877 nucleotides. RefSeq names its product gastrin releasing peptide (gene Grp). The transcript is spliced from 3 exons. Gene Ontology annotation, molecular function: neuropeptide hormone activity. The coding region runs from base 115 to 558 and encodes 147 amino acids. Lineage: Eukaryota; Metazoa; Chordata; Mammalia; Rodentia; Muridae. Gene Ontology annotation, biological process: neuropeptide signaling pathway. The record is from RefSeq and is a predicted model, not a curated record.